CAGAAGCCUAUUUGUACAGUGAGAAGAGGCAGGUUUUUCUAGGAUGUGCCAGACAGAGCUACAGAAGAACCGUCCAACGUCUGCAACGUCUGCUGCCAGACAAUGUGUGCUAAAGGUGCAGUCUGGAAACAGCAUUGGGUUUUUGUAUCCAUUUCUCUGUUUCAUCACACUUACGCUCAGAUUUGUAGAGGCAGAGACUCUCUGUGGCUCAGAACUGGUGGACACGCUUCAGUUCGUUUGUGGAGAUCGUGGUUUCUAUUUUAGUAAGAGUUACAACUACAAAUACAGAGGGAAGAGAAAAUUUGUUCGGGGUGUUGUAGACCUGUGCUGUUUUCGAGGAUGUGACGUACAGCUAUUGGAAUCCUAUUGUGCCAGCCCUCAGCGGUCAAGAAGAUGGGUCCUACAGUUAGAACCUACCAGCAAAAGCACCACCCAACAGGAAGAGCAUGUUAAGAAACAAGAUGAAGCAAAGAUCCUGUUUUCUCAUUAUGUUACGCAUCUGUCCAGAAAUAAGAUUAGGAAAAAUGCCAGCUCAGAAAUACGAUAUGAACAAACAAAGUAUCUUCAACAGCCUCAACGAAAAGAAAAAAAGAAAAAAACUUUCCUAAGUCUUGUCACUAAGAAAAUAUCUCACGCUCCUUGGAGGCACUGAAACUUGUGCUAAUGCAGUGUACGUACUGUUGGAGCAUUGGUACUUUGAAUGUGAAUUGGGCACUGUGAUUAUCGCCUAUACAUUGCAAAAGAUUUGGUAUGUGGACCAAUGCCAUGUAAAUGAUUGAGAGAGGCAAGCAGUGUGCCAUUCCUUAUUUCCUUCUGAGUUCAGAAUUUUGAAACCACUGCCAUGUCAUUGUGAAUGAAAAUCCUUGAGUUACUGAAAUGUGCAUGUGUUUACACAAUCAGGUUUAGUCAACAAAAGGUAGUUUCCUCACAUAUUUUGCACAGACAUAUUAGCACUUUCAGAACAAGGCAAAUCAUGUAGAAGCCAGGAGACCAAAUCAAAAUGGUAAAUACAUGAAAGCAGCACUGAGUAGUCAAAAAAAAGUUACAUCACAAACAGCUGCCUAAGAUCACUUCUCCAGAAUGAUGAAUAACAUGAUUCCAUCAUCGCAUGACCAAGAGGGAUAUUUGGUCACUAAAAUAAUGAAAAGUAAUGAUUGUGUUACAUACUGUUUCAUAAUGCUUAAAAAAUUACUCUAACUUUGCUUCAAAAUAGUAUUUCAUUCUUACUCAGCAGUAACUUCAGUGAUGUCAUAUUAUGCUCAUGAAUGUUACUAGAUCAGCUGGUAAUAUGACUUGCACAUAGCUUCAACAAUAGAGACAGCUGCUAGUAUGAUGCGACAGCACUUAUGUUACACAAAUACUAGUGUCCAGCAGCUUCACAAAUCUCCAGAAUGAGUGUAAAGUCUACAGUCUUAAAAUACGGUGCUUAGCCAUAAAUUAGGCCAACAUUAUUCAGUGUCUUUGCCACAGGAACAUACAAAAACUAUUAAUACGGACAUAAUUCUGAAAUAAAUAUGGUACAUUCUGGUAAGCUACAGUUCUGCAAAAGCUGUUUCUACACAACAUAUCCAUAAAAAAAAUGACAUUCUUUAACAGAAACAAUGGUUAAACAAGCAGCAUUUUUUUGAGAAGCUGACCCCCCCACAAUAGUGCUAAAUAUUACAACCAACUCCAAGAUAUCUGAAUAUCAGGAAAAUGACUAUCUUGAUUGUCCUGCACUUUUGGAUUUUUUUUUUUUUU
Protopterus annectens (West African lungfish) is the source of this 1740-nucleotide messenger RNA. RefSeq names its product insulin-like growth factor I. NCBI's taxonomy places the organism in Eukaryota, Metazoa, Chordata, Ceratodontiformes, Protopteridae. The transcript has 4 exons. Gene Ontology annotation, cellular component: extracellular region. The record is from RefSeq and is a predicted model, not a curated record. Gene Ontology annotation, molecular function: growth factor activity; hormone activity. The coding region runs from base 44 to 652 and encodes 202 amino acids.